AUGAUCUCCAUUCAGAGGCUCUCUACUCGCAAGGCGCUGGCAGAUAUUGAGGCAGAUCAUCUUCGAGAUUACCUCUCCUUCCUCUACCGGAAGGCGGAGCAGCUGCUCCUCUGGGAGAAGCUCGAUGCCAAGAUGUCCAAGGCGGGAGAGGAGCGCGCCUUGGAGGCCCGGAAGCCGGUGAUCGAGCUCUGCUCCAGGGCCUCCUUCUCUCAGAUGAAGAGCCUCCGCACGAGCUGCUUCGAGAACGACGAGGAUCUGGAGCGCAGCGAGCUGGAGGAGGACUUCAGCCCGGACCAGAUUACGAGCUCGGCACAACUUCGAAGGUUCUCCAACACGGAUGCACGAGUCAGACGUCAAAGUGCCUUUGUCAUUCAGAUGCCCCAGGAGGAACCCUUCGACGAGACCGAUGAGGACCCGGAGAAGAAAAUGCGCUUAAAAGCAACCGGUAGGCUCGACAUGCCCAAGAACUUGCCAGAGGCGGAGCCGAAAGAGCUUCAGCUUCGAUGCUUGGUCCAGCUCCAAGUACAGGCUGUGAACACGAGCCCUUGGAGCCUCAAGGCUGCGCUGCGGGCGCUGCGGGCUCUCUCGGCUCACUGCACUGUAGCUCUCGGCGCGGCAGGCAAGACGCCGCUGCCCAGAGCCUUGGUGGUCGCCGUCGCCGACAACAGCCCAGAGCUCGUAGGACUGCUCUUGGAGUUCAAGGCAGAUGCAUCCGCUCCGUAUCAGGGCGAAAGCAAUUUCAAGGGCUGGAUCAAGCCCGGCUGCUCGCUCCUGCAAUCCGUCACCAACCGCAAGGGCCGCUUUGUUGGUACGAUGCUCGCCGAGCGCUUGGAGAAGGUGGAGGAGCUCCUCCAGGCGGCUCUCCAAGCCUCGGCGGCCUCGCCCGUGGACGAGCUCCAAGCGAGUCCGGCUGACGAGCUCUCCUCGCCGAGCCAGAGCCGCUCGGCCUUCCGCGCCAUCAGCAGCACCUGGCAGCCAGGAGAGCUCUGCAGGCACACCCAGGGCCACCCCAUCGGAGUUUACGAGAUCCUCGAACACCUCGGUGAUGGGGACACCAGCACCGUUUGGGGAGGAUGGCACCUGGAGUCCAGCGUCUCCGUGGCGAUCAAGAUCGAGGCCAAGUCCGACGAGGGCGGGAUGUGGGAGGAGAUCGAGAUCAUGCGGAAGCUCAGGCAUCCAAACGUCUGCCGGCUCUUCGAGACCUUCGAAAGCGAAAGUCAGGUCUUCAUGGUCCUGGACCUCUGCCUCGGGGGCCGCCUCUACGACGUCCUCGCCAUCGAUGGUGGACAGACGUGCCGGGCCAAGCGGGUGCUGAAGCAGCUCGCUGACGCGGUGGCUUGCCUCCACGCACACAAGAUCAGCCACCGGGACAUUCAGCUGGAGAACUUCCUCCUCGUGGAGUUAGAGGCUCCCUUGGAAGAGGCCACCAUCCGGCUCAUCGACUUCACGACCUCCAAGGACUUCUCUGCCGGUCAGGCACUGGUCACCAAGAUCUGCACACCGACCUACGUGGCGAAGGAGAUCUUGACCCGAAAGAUGGAGCCCUACACCGAGAAGGUCGAUGUUUGGUCGCUUGGCGUGGUCUUCUACAUCCUCUUCUCUGGGCAUCCACCCUUCAGCGGGGACACGGACUUUGACGUUUUGAAACAGGUGAAGAAGGGGGCCUGGAACUUCGAGCCGGCAAGCGCCUGGGAGGGUGCCCCGAAAGAGGGCAUGGAUCUGAUCCAGCAGAUGAUCACGCCGGCGUCGGAGUGCUGCGCCAUGCCUUCCUCUGCUGAGAGCGGGACGCAGUGGUCGGGAUGGCGGCGGGAGGUGGGACGGUCUGGGUCCGACGCUCCCAAAGGGAGGCGUGCGGCGCCCCGUGGCCCCGUGGCUUUCGAGGAAAAGCCGCACAGGCAGCCACAGAGCCGCACAGUCAGGCAGCCGCAGAGCUGCUGCAGAUCAGUUCCUUCCUUGCUCUUUGGUGCCGCUUAA
Messenger RNA from Symbiodinium sp. CCMP2592, 1974 nucleotides. The record is from the annotation of a GenBank genome assembly. NCBI's taxonomy places the organism in Eukaryota, Dinophyceae, Suessiales, Symbiodiniaceae.